Molecule: messenger RNA, 1292 nt
Organism: Pseudonaja textilis
Lineage: Eukaryota; Metazoa; Chordata; Lepidosauria; Squamata; Elapidae
Product: substance-P receptor-like
Biological process (GO): G protein-coupled receptor signaling pathway; positive regulation of flagellated sperm motility
Cellular component (GO): sperm midpiece; plasma membrane
Molecular function (GO): substance P receptor activity
Source: RefSeq, a predicted model, not a curated record
AUGGAGGCGAGCGCCGCGGCGGGCAACGGCUCGGCGGGCAACCCCUUCGUGCAGCCGGGCUGGCAGGUCGCGCUGUGGUCGGCCGCGUACGCGCUGGUGGUGCUGGUGUCGGUGGUGGGCAACCUGGUGGUGAUGUGGGUGGUGCUGGCCCACCGGCGGAUGCGCACCGUCACCAACUAUUUCCUGGUCAACCUGGCCUUCGCCGAGGCCGCCAUGGCCGCCUUCAACACGCUGGUCAACUUCACCUACGCCGUGCACAACGUCUGGUACUACGGGCCGGCCUACUGCCGCUUCCAGAACUUCUUCCCGGUGGCCGCCGUCCUGGCCAGCAUCUACUCCAUGACGGCCAUCGCCGCCGACAGGUACAUGGCCAUUAUCCAUCCUCUGCAACCAAGGCUGUCCGCUGGAGCCACCAAGGUUGUCAUCUGUGUUAUAUGGCUCUUGGCUUCGCUCCUUUCCUUCCCUCAAGGUUACUAUGCCACCACUGAGGAGCUGCCUGAGCGAGUGGUUUGCUUUGUCGACUGGCCGCAGAAUCAGACCCAGGCCUCUGCCAUCACGUACCAGGUCUGCAUGACCGUCCUAGCCUACGUCUUACCCCUUGUAGUGAUAGGCUAUGCCUAUAUUAUGGUGGGCAUCACCCUCUGGGCUAGUGGGAUACCAGGGGAUUCUUCGGACCGCUACCACGAACAGGUGUCUGCCAAGCGCAAGGUGGUCAAGAUGAUGAUCAUGGUGGUUUGCACCUUCGCCAUUUGCUGGCUGCCUUACCACGUCUACUUCCUCCUGCAACUCUUCAAGGUCGAAAUGUUCUCCGAAAAAUACAUCCAGCAGGUGUACUUGGCGAUCCUGUGGCUGGCCAUGAGUUCCACCAUGUACAACCCGAUUAUCUACUGUUGCCUCAAUGACAGGUUCCGGGCGGGCUUCAAGCGGGCUUUCCGGUGGUGCCCGUUCAUCAACGCCAGCCCAUACGAAGGCCUGGAAAUGAAGUCAGCCAGGUCCCUGCACGUCCAGAGCAGCCUGUGCAAGAGCAGCCGGAUGGAGACCACGGUCUCUUCGGUCCUCGGCCACCCAGAGGAGGAACCGGAGGAGGGCAGCAAACCCAGGCGCCCCUCAGCCGACCUGACCUCCAACGGCUCUUCCCGCAGUGACACAAAAACCAUCUCGGAGAGCCUGAGCUUCUACUCCAACACGCUUCCCUGAGCAACCGCAUGAUGUAGCCACACCGUGACACCGUUUCCAUGCCCCUGGUGAAGCCGCCCCCCCCCCCCAAUGAAGAGGCCCCUCCUGGGGCUGCC